UGUUUAUCAAUCACAUGUUCAUGUCACUCCCACUCCCAAUAACAAAUAAAAAAUAAAGUUCAAAUUUCAGUCAAUAAAAAUUGAUAUAAAUUUGUUAAAAAUUAACCAUUUAAUUAAAGUUAAUGCCCAAAAAGGACCCGUGUAAACCGUUCGCUUGCAACAUCCAAGCCUGUCUUAAAGAACACAACUACCAAGAACCGGCCUGUCAGCAUGUCAUAGAAGAAAUGCGCGAAUGUUGCAGAAGGUGGAAAGACAAAAGUUACGUUUGUAACGGUAUCGAUACCUCAAAACCGGAGAAAUGAACUCGAAACCAAAAAACUAUUACGAGUAUAGAAAACCAGGCCCCGUGCAACCUAGACAAACCAAAUAUUUCACCUCCAUCGUCACUGUUUUCGCUUUGGGAUUACUGUUUUCAAAGGUCAUUUACGAUACUGUUUUUAUGCCCAGACCCAACAUCGAUCCUACAAAACUAGUGUCCGAAUACCAAAAGAAAAAACAACAAGAACAGCAAAAAUAAAAAUGGAAUCUGUUUCAAAGGCGAGGCAAAGAUUCAGACAAUAUCCGACAAUUUUUGCCAAGUGCACCAAAGAAGCGGGCGCGUAUGCGACUUGCGUACUUAAACAAGACAAUUUAAAUAAAAAUGAUUGCGCCAAAGAGUUUGAAGGGUUUAAGGCUUGCUUGCAAAAAGCCGCUGUUAGUUUAAACACUAGAAUUUAAACCAUAGUAAAAAUGUAUUUCAAAAUUAUUAUCAAAAAUUUUUUAGAAGCCGAUAUGGUUACCCAUAUAAUUAUUUCAUCAAUAAUCAGACUCCUGCUUAUUGCCUAUGGAGUGUUUCACGAUAACAACUACGAAGUUCCUUAUACAGAUGUUGAUUAUAAAGUUUUCACUGAUGCUGCAAGGCAUGUGGUUAACGGAAACUCCCCUUAUGAAAGGCACACUUUCCGUUACUCCCCUUUAAUAGCCAUUUUACUUACACCCAACAUCUUUUUCAAUCAGUUGUUUGGCAAAAUAAUCUUUUGCGAAGUCGAUUUGAUUGUGGCUUAUUUCAUAAGGCGUUUGGUUUAUGUUAACAUCAUUGAUUGGAUGACUAAGUAUGAGAGUUUUAUGUCAAAACGGGCCCCACUUGUUAAUUGUAUCGAGCCUAAAACAAACAAGAAAAAUUCUAAAAGGAAAUUACCAAAAUGUAAUGCCAAAGUUGUGACUGCUAUUUAUUGGGCUCACAGAGCUAUGCUUGUUUGGCUCUAUAAUCCUAUGACUAUUGCGAUUAGUACUAGAGGCAACUCUGACUCUAUUUCUUGUUUUUUGGUUAUUUUAACUUUGUAUUGUAUACAGACCAAUUGGAAACCAUUUGUAGUAGGCUUAUUGCACGGUUUUGCAAUACAUUUUCGGAUUUAUCCAAUUAUUUAUAGCUUGCUUUAUUAUAUGCAUUAUAGUAGUUUUGCUUAUUAUUUUGACAAUGGUAGUAGUGGUAUUAAACCUAGCAAAAAAUCACAUAAAAAUAAACAAAUAAUAAUUGCAAAUAAAUCCAAAGAAUUAUUUGGGUUUAAAUUUUUGUGGUACUUGUGGCCUAAUUACAAUCAAAUAAUGUUAGUUCUAGGUACUUUAAGUACCCUCUUGAGCUUAACUGUAUUUUUCUAUUAUUUAUACGGCUACAAAUUUUUAUAUGAGUCACUCAUCUAUCAUUUUGUCAGGGUGGACUUUAGACAUAACUUUUCUUUGUAUUUCUAUUUACAAUAUUUAGUAGCCUUUAUAAAAUUAUCAGUUUGGUACACUGGCAACCUUUGGCAACCAAUCCUAAUCAAUCUACCCCCAAUAGUGUUACUAUUAAACUUCUCAAUCCGUUACGGCCUUAAUAAGUUCUCACUAAACUUUGCUGUCCUCAUUCAAACAAUAGUUUUUGUUAUUUACAACAAAGUAAUCACUUCUCAAUACUUUGUAUGGAUAAUGGGUAUAUUGCCUUUGUGCAUAUGGCAAAUUAAAUUAUCCAAAAUUGCAAUAAUAUCUAUGGUUGUCAUUUGGUUUCUAGCUCAAGCUGCUUGGUUGCUACCGGCUUAUCUUUUGGAGUUCAAAGGGGAAGAUACUUUUUUCCACAUUUGGAUUCAGGGGGUGUCUUUGUUUUGCGCCCACAUCGGCAUUUUGGGGCGAUUGAUUAAAAAUUUCAUUAUGCCCAAAGGGGUGUUGAGAAGUUUCGAGAAUAGAGCUCCAAGCGAUAAGUUUUAUGAAUAAUGUCAAUAGUAUUAGGUAUUAUUAUUGGCUCACAGGAAAUUGUAGAGUGAUUGUGAUUUUGUAAUAAAAUUAACUAGAUGAA
Molecule: messenger RNA, 2308 nt
Organism: Ceutorhynchus assimilis (cabbage seed weevil)
Lineage: Eukaryota; Metazoa; Arthropoda; Insecta; Coleoptera; Curculionidae
Source: the annotation of a GenBank genome assembly